This is a messenger RNA of Symbiodinium natans, 729 nucleotides long. The record is from the annotation of a GenBank genome assembly. NCBI's taxonomy places the organism in Eukaryota, Dinophyceae, Suessiales, Symbiodiniaceae.
AUGCACGCCCUACAUCUUGUGGCUUUUGUAGCCUGCGCUGCGAUCAAAGGAGGUGCCCUCGAGCUGCCUUCCUUGGCCUCGGAGGUUCAACUGGUGGGCUUCCCUGGUGACCAGACGAACUACAACGAGUCUGCUCCUCACAUGCGAUGGACUGGCCACGUUGGGGUGCGCUUCAGGAACGCGCCGCAGGACACGGUGUUCGGCUUCACGCCCGACACAGUGUUGCGAAACGACAUGCACACGCUGGUUUCGACCCUUCUGGAUGGCAACAGCUUUCCUGGCAAAGUCAGCAACGACUUUCCAGACUUUGAGGAUGCUACAUACUCGCCCUUUGGUGUGAUCUUCGUGUUUUGGGACAUCAAAGCUGCUUGCAGCGAAAAGGACUGUGGACUAUCUUCCGUAAGGAAAGAUAUGAUGGACGUGAACAAGUCUUACGCAUUUCCGCCAGAGGCACCCCUCAAAUAUCGCGGCACAGCAUACUCUGCAUGCACUUCAACCUGGGGCGAGUCGUGCUUCAACUGCGCGACAUAUCCCAAAUCAGUGGGGCUGCCAAUUCCGGAAGACACUGGGAUGUUGCCUGGGUAUUUGGAGAAGAUGGCUCUGCUGCACGGAUCUUUUUGUAGAUGCUACAAAUCUGGCAGAUGGCACUCGAAAUCUGAUUGCUGGGCUGAAAGAAAUAGACUUCUUUUCAACCACUGUACAUUUGAACAGCCUGUGGAAGAUCUUUGA